GUGUCUCUCUUCCCAGUGUCUCUCUUCCCAGUGUCUCUCUCCCCAGUGUCUCUCUCCCCAGUGUCUCUCUCCCCAGUGUCUCUCUCUCUCAGCUCUUCCCAAUCUCGGAUCGAUAUUUCCCGGAACGCCACGUGACUUGGCUUAGUGGGCUUUGGCUGGGCCGGCUUGCGGAGUACGGAUUAGCGACGUAAUAAGGCACUGCUACUCGAGUACAAGGGUGGAGUGGCCAAGCGAGGAAGAUGAACCAGGCUGCGGAGUCUGGGCCAUGGGAGCGGAAGGAGCGGCUGGGUGCCGGGGGCUUUGGCCACGUGUGCAUGUGGCAGAACAAGGAAAAUGGAGAGCAGCGAGCUGUCAAGACCUGUCGGAUGGAACUGAGUCCCAGGAAUCGGGAGCGAUGGGUUCUGGAGAUUCAGAUAAUGAAGAGGCUGAACCACCCAAACGUGGUGUCGGCACGCGAGGUUCCCGAGGAGAUGGAGAAGGCGCUGGGUCCCAGGGACCUGCCCCUGCUCGCCAUGGAGUACUGCUCCGGCGGAGACCUGCGCAAGGUGUUGCUGAAGCCAGAGAACUGCUGCGGGAUGAGGGAAUGUGACGUCAUGGCCGUCAUCUACGACAUCUCCCAAGCAGUGCAGUACCUGCACACCAACCGCAUCAUCCACCGCGACCUAAAGCCCGAGAAUAUCGUGCUGCAGCAGCAGCAGGACCGGGUCAUCUACAAGAUUAUCGACCUGGGCUAUGCCAAGGAGCUGGACCAGGGCAGCUUGUGCACCUCCUUCGUGGGGACUCUGCAGUACUUGGCCCCCGAGCUGUUCGAAGGGCAGAAGUACACGGUGUCGGUGGACUACUGGAGCUUUGGCACCGUCGUGUUUGAGUGCAUCACCGGAUUCCGCCCCUUCCUGCCCAACAUGCAGCCUGUGCAGUGGCAUAGCAUCGUGAUACGGAAAGGCCCCCAUGACAUCGUGGCUGUGGAGGAGAUGAACCGAGAGAUCAAGUUCUCCAGCCACAUCCCAGCGCCCCACAACCUUAACCCGGUGUUGGCGGUGCAGCUGGAGCACUGGCUGCAGCUCAUGCUCUUCUGGAACGCUCGGCAGAGGGGCGGCCCUGUGGAUGAAGGCACGGGACGGCCCACGUGCUUCCUCAUCCUCGACACCAUCCUCACGAGCAAGACGGUGCACAUCCUCAACAUGGUGACGGGGGAGGUGCUGGCGUACACGGUGCGGCCCGACGACUCCCUGCAGCACCUGCAGGAGCAAGUGAUGGCAUCCACCACCAUCCCCGUGGCCGACCAGGAGCUGCUGUUUGAGACGGGCAUCAUGCUGGACCCUCGCAAGCCCGUGGACCAGUGCCUGCCCGAGGGUUGCUGGAACAUGUCGCUGGUCUACCUGUUCGACAAGAGCAGGGAGGAAUACGGAGUUCAGUUGAGGCCUCCCAAAAUACCUGACCUCGUUAGCUACAUCGUGUCCGAGUCGAAGACGCUGCUGUCGUACAUGCAGCAGCGCAGGGCGUUUGGCCAGGCCUACCACUACGUGCGCAGCAUGAAGGAGCACCUUGGCCGCCUGCAGCAGGGACAGAGGGCCGCCAUGCUCAGCCUCCUGCGCUACAACAGCAGCUUGACGAAGCUGCGCAGCUUCACGGCCGCCCUGGCUCAGCAGCUCAAGGCCAAGCUCGAGUUCUUCCUCAGCAGCCUGCAACUCGACCUGGAGAAAUACGAGGAGCAGAUGAACUCCGGCAUCUGUGAGGGCAUGCCGAGUGGGCUCGAAGCCUCAAAGAAGAUGCACAGCGCGUGGCUGGAAAUGAAGGAAAAGGCCAAGGCCCUGGUGCAGAACACGGAGGUGGUGGAGGUGGACGAGAAGCUGUUGGCCGUGCAGGGACAGAUCGUGGCACUGCAGCGCAGCCCCACAGCGCGGCGGCAAGGCGACGUGCUGGAGAACACGGAGCAAAAGGCAAUGGAGCUGUACAAACAACUGCGGGAGAAGCCGAGCGACCAACGGGUGUAUGGAGACAGCGUGGAGAUGGUGAAGCUUAUAAUACAUGCCGUGCAGAACCUGGAGAAACUCAUGAAGGAGCUCUGCCUCUUCCUUGGUAAGAUGGUGGUUUGUAAAAAUGAGAUCAGCUCGCUGAUGCCGCGCCUGGAGGAGUCUGUGGAGUGCAUGAAGGAGGCGGACCGUGCCCUCACACGCAUGCAGGACAAGCGGCAGAAGGACAUCUGGUCGCUGCUCAAGUUCGCCAUGGCUAAGAGCAAGCAGUCUCCUAUGAGCGCCAGCCCGGACUCAGGCUCCCUGGGACAGGUGCCCCUGUGGCCACCCUCGCCGCCCGGCGCCAGCACAGCCUCCGCUUCCUCCAGCUCCGCUAACGUCAACGGCGUCGCCAGCGCUGCCGCCGCCGUGGCUCCCUCCGGCCCCGCCCCCGGCCCCACCACCCCCAACUCCCUGCACUCCAUGGCUGCCGAGCGAUGUGAGGCGUCUCUGAUGUUGAUCGCCGAGGGCCACAGCCAGAUGAGCCGCUGCGUCGAUGUCAUCCAGGAGACUCUGCGUGAGCAGAAGCUGGACCUCAAGAGCUUGGACUGGAGCUGGCUCUCAAGCUAGCGACUGGAGUCGCCACACACACACACACGUGUCACAUGGAGCAGGAGAAGACGAACAGAACCGGCGGAUGGGUCUUUGCUAUGGCUUGGGCAGGACACGUGCACCACCAGCAGUUUGGCGUUGGACUUGGGCGCUCUGUAGCUUUAUCGCCUCGCGUUAUCUGCAUGUGAGAACUUGCGUGAACCUAUUGAAAUGCAACAAAUGGAAAAAAAACACUAUUUUUUAACUGCUGUAUAUUGCAUUUUCGGACUUUCUCUCUAAAAACCUCUUUUUAUAUUUUUGUUCACAAGAAUACGUAGAAACGAGGUGGCUGCGGAUCAGCUGGUUCAUGGAUGUCGAAAUGUCUUCGAAUGAAUAAAACAAAUCCCAAUGGAAUCUUCUGUUCCACAGUACGUACUGCCAGUAUUGCUGGUGACACGCUAGGUAACGUUCCCGCGACUGGUUCGUAGCUCAAAUCGUCAUUGAUUUAUUUGCCAAUAAUGCUCUAUCGGUAAAAUUCAUAUUGGCUCGAAUUUGAUACAGAGGUUUAGGUUCAUUAUGACGGUGUCGAGGAUUACUGGACCGUUUUACAACGUAAUUUGAUUGUGUAUUAUUGGUUCAAAUUUGUCGAUGGUCUGCCAUUCCGGUGUUGCAAUUUGAGGGUGUUUAUACGUCAGGGAUGGCAUUGAAACGUGCGUCCUUCUAGUCAUGUUGAAAACGUCACAUUUAAGAGUUGGGAGAACCGAGCUCAAUGUUUGAGUUGUAGGUUUUGAUAAAUGGUGCCUUGUAGGCUGGUGUUAGGUUUUGGCAGCGCACGCUGGUGUAGCCACGCAGGUUUUAUCACGCGCUUGAAGCCUCUCCUGUGGCUGCAAGGGGCUGCAAGGUGCGCAGGAGGUGGCAAAAGGACAACAUGGGUCUGGGACCCACCUGUGCAGGGUUCUUAAAGUGUUUUGUGUGUGUUUUUUUUGUCCUCCCAGUGACUGGCCACAGCAACCCCAAUGCAGGACCAAAUCUCCCCACCGCCCCUAAAAGCCUUGAGGCUCAGUAAUAUUUUCUGUAAUAAAUACAUAAAUGCUAGUCCUAUUUCGAUUUAAAGCUUUCGUGACUGCAGGGAUUCAUAUUCUUGGUUCUUUCGGUAAAGUCACGUAGAAGGGAAAUAAUGAACUAAUAAUAAAACAAAAACGGCAUCGUUUUAUUUUGAUUAUUUUAUUAUUUCCCUUCUACGUGACUUUACCGAAAGAACCAAAAAAUAUGCUAUUCCUAUUGUUUCCAACAGUUUGAGAGGUCUGUGGACUGGCUUUGCGAUUGACCUUCAUUGUGGGAACUGUUGAGGUGGAGACUUGUGCCUGAAUGAAAUGUACCUAGAACAUCAAAGUGUGCCGUGUUCAGGCUAUUUCAUCGAAUGCCGCUAUGAUCCGAUGCGUAAGGCAAGUUUAGAGGGUUGGAGACAUGAGCUGGUUGUUGGUGGUGGUUGUCAGUUGAGUUAUAUUUGUACAGGAACAUUUUGACAGUGCUGCAAUGUGUGUAUAAAACUCCACCGUAUUAUAGAACUCUGUGAUGCGUUAGGUGCACAAGUUCCUCUGACACGGUUUUUUUUUUUCAUGUUGCCAUUCGUGUUAUUUCUGUAAAUUAAAAUACUCGUUCUUAUGGACGUCAUUGAUUGCAUUGCAUGGGGCUUUCCUACGCUCGCUAUCGUAUGUUAAUAGAUGAAAAUGUGGAUUUAAGAAGAUUAUAAAUGCAUUGGGUUAAGUGUUGUGUCUAAACUACAAUCCUCACACGACUAAUUAAGGUAUUUACAUACAUGAUACUCCAUAACAUACUAAUGUAACUACAAAUAUAACGCUCUCAAAUAUAUAUACGAUACAUGUCAGAGAGCAGUAACUUUUUGGCGAAUCAUCGUUAGCGGCCCGGUUUUUGAAGAAUUUGCUCUGAAUGGUGUGAUUCACUUGCGAGUACAUGCCAGAAGAUGGUGCAAUUGAAAUGUGGAAUACCACUCUUUAGUCAUGCAUUUGUAAAUCUUUGGCGUUCGCUUGUUACGUGCCAUUUUAAUUGUUUUCCAAUAAACCAUUUUAGAUCGUCGGAUAGAACUCUAGUCCUCCGUUGACUACACCUAUCGUACGUAUCACUCAUUCUCAGCUGGAAUGGGCGGGGCACAAAGGCAAGAAAUACCGAGAACCCUGUGCAGACAACGGAGGACGCUCAACAUCACGGUCCCGAUUGUGGCACGAAAUACACAUGCCAUUGCUGGUGUGUCUCUUGCAGGAGGCUUCCUUUGUCAUAAGCCACAGGGACGGUGCUUCUUGCUCGUCGUGUGCUUUUAUGUCGAGUCGUUAUCCUGUUUGUACUCUGUAAUGCGUGCUUACACACAUUGUAUAUACAAUGAGCCCGAAUAGGUGGGCUGAGAUUGAAUAAAGUGAAGGCGAACAUUA
Molecule: messenger RNA, 4990 nt
Organism: Petromyzon marinus (sea lamprey)
Lineage: Eukaryota; Metazoa; Chordata; Hyperoartia; Petromyzontiformes; Petromyzontidae
Gene: IKBKB
Product: inhibitor of nuclear factor kappa B kinase subunit beta
Biological process (GO): peptidyl-serine phosphorylation; positive regulation of transcription by RNA polymerase II; tumor necrosis factor-mediated signaling pathway
Cellular component (GO): IkappaB kinase complex; cytoplasm
Molecular function (GO): IkappaB kinase activity; ATP binding; protein binding
Source: RefSeq, a predicted model, not a curated record